AUGCCGGCAACUCUCCGCGAGCAGCGGCAGCGCUGCCGCUGCUCGCGGAGAGGUCCGCGAAGCCUGGGCGCGCUGAUCUCAGCGCGCGCAGGCCUCGGCAUGCCGGCAGCUCUCCGCGAGCAGCGGCAGCGCUGCCGCUGCUCGCGGAGAGGUCCGCGAAGCCUGGGCGCGCUGAUCUCAGCGCGCGCAGGCUCGGCAUGCCGGCAACUCUCCGCGAGCAGCGGCAGCGCUGCCGCUGCUCGCGGAGAGGUCCGCGAAGCCUGGGCGCGCUGA
This is a messenger RNA of Podarcis lilfordi (Lilford's wall lizard), 273 nucleotides long. NCBI's taxonomy places the organism in Eukaryota, Metazoa, Chordata, Lepidosauria, Squamata, Lacertidae. The record is from the annotation of a GenBank genome assembly.